AUUCAGUCCGUUUGUUGUCGUUCGUCGUUGUGUGUUUCCGAAAUUUUUAAUAUUUCUUUCCCUUGUAUUUUGUUUUCAAUUUUAAAAUGAUUCAGGAACAUCCAGCAGAAAAAAAAGAUACACUUCCAAAACCAGAAGAAGUAUUGCAACAACUUCAGAUUUUUUUAAAUGGAGCUACUAGAAUUGCAAAGGCAAGAAAUGCUGAAGUUGCCCAAGCUGCUAUAUGUUUGCUGAAAUCCACAGAAGCUGCAAGGGAUGCAGUAUUGGAGCAUGCUUACAACCUGUUUGAUGAGUCUGUUAAUAAUUUUCUAAAACUUGAAAUAGAAGAAAGAACAUCAGAUGCUUCAUGUGGCAAUGAUAUCAUUAUUGAAGAAGUUCAUAAAGUACUUUCAGAAUAUGUUGAAAAGGAGGCAGAAACAUGGGCUCCUGUAAUUUCUUCUUGGUCAUUAGACUUAUUAGGUUAUCUUAGCAGCAAGUAUGCUGAUCGAAGAGGGGUUAUGCAUUCAAGUCUUCCAGAAGUCUUGCAGUUGUGGAUGGCUUGCCCACCAACAAGAACUCUUAUUGAUUUGACUACACAAUGUCUUUCUACACUUAUUAGCAGCAAUCCAGAUUCUUGCAUUGAUGCUCUAAUUGAGACUUCUGUUCGACAUUCGCCUCAUUUUGACUGGGUAGUGGCCCAUAUUGGUUCUUGCUUCCCUACUACAGUCAUCACACGAGUUCUAGCUUGUGGUAUGAAAGAUUUCAUGCAACAAGAUAUUACCGAUGAAGCCAAACUUAGUGCAAACAAGAAUCCAAAGAUUGCAUCAGUAGUUGGUAUUCUUGGACACCUUGCUACUCACCAUGACAAUGACACCCGAAAUGCCAUACGGAACUUAUUCAAUGAAAGCUUCUCUGAUUCGGCAACUAGAGAACAGUUAGCUGCUGGUCCAUUCCUGCUUCACUUAGCUGCUAUGUCUGAUACACUUUCUCAUGUCAUUUCUUCUGAAUUUGUUAAAGUUGUUACUCCUGAAGUAUUAAAUAAGAUGUAUCAGCAGGUUGAAAAAUGGAAGUUAUUAAAAAUUCCUGGUACAGAAGGAUUGGCAAAUUUGGUUGUUCAUUUGCUUCUGCGAAGUGAUGGUGGUUGCCAAGUAAUUCGUUGUUUGUUAAAUAUCAUGCCUCCUUCAAAUAUUAAUAUCCAUUCUGGGAUACGAGAAGCUUCUGGAUUGAUUUUGGAUUUUGUCUUGCUUGAAAUCCAGAGGCGUGCUUAUGGUGGGGCAGCUGAAAUUCCAUUGUUGCAUUUCUUAAAAUCUCACAUUUCAGAUUUAAGUUUUUGUUUAGCAAAUCCUGAUACCAGUAAAGCAAGUUGGGUUUUAAAUCUUUUGAAGUUGAUUUGUUUCCACGGAGAAGAACCAGCUACAAUAUAUGUCAUGGGCUAUUUAAUGAGCCACAUGGAAGGAGCAUCACCUUACAUCAGUGAUAUUUAUCGAGACAUCAGGAUGUAUCAACCAAAUGCCCUUUGUUCAACUAUUUCACAUGAAAUGGCUGAGCUAAAAUCCAACAGGGUCAAGAAACCUGUAUUAUUAAUACAAAAUAUUACCAAUUUGUGUCAAAAAGAACUGUGGCACUCCAUAAUAACCGAAGGUAUGUCUUCAAAUCUAGAAGUAUUGGCCGGGCAAAUCAGCAGCCGAAAUACAGAGUAUUCGGAUGCUGUUGUCGAGUUGCUGUCUAUUUCAGUCAAUCCUAAACAAAUGCCUAUAAGUUCUCUCUUCAUAGUUUGUUCAUCUGUUGUUAGUUAUUUCUUUUAUUUGUUAUCUAGGGAAAACCUAGACCUGGUUAUCAAAAUUAAUUUGAUAAAUAAUGUAAAAAAUCUACUGUCCAACUUGUGUCAGCAAUCUUCUGCACAGCAUGCAGUGUUGCGUAUGUUGCUUGAAGGCAUAAUAGAUAAAAAUCAUGCGAAUAUCUUUGGUUCUAAAGUAGCAAGUGAGUCACCCAAAGCAAACCUCAAUAAAUUGAAUUUACUCAAUGAGAACAUCAAGUACAUGUCAUCAAUUACACUCCCACAAAGCCAUUCCUCUGUCUUCCACUCUGGCAUAAUUGGUUCUGGCUUGAGAAGUUUAUCAAAGGUAAACCUUCCACAAAAAGAUAUUGUGCUGCUGAAUAAACAAGUAAUACUGGAUGCAAUACAAGUUUGUUGUAGACAAUCAUGGAGAUUUCCACUUGAUGAUGUUUCAAAUUUGAAUAACCAUUCAUUAAUUCCUGGAAUGAAGAUUGUUGCUCUUCUAAUGGUUGAAAUAGUGUCACCAGAUGUUAUGUUUAAUGGUUUACCAUGGCCUGAUGAAGACUAUUUGAAGGUAACUGUUGAAAGAGAUUUACACAUCAAGAGAAUGUUUGAAGAUCAUCAUUUACUGUGGGACUUACUUUAUUUAAUUGCAACUGUGCAUCCAUCACUUUGUUAUUGCAGUGUCCUUCUAAGAGCUGUCAUGGCUGUGCUUCUCUCAUUUUGGUGUAGUAGUCAAGAAAAGGCCACUACUAACUCCCCAAAAGAAUUAGAAACUAGUCAACGUCUUAUAAAUAUCAUGGCUAUAGGUCAACUCUUGCCUCCACCGCUUUCAUACAUUGAUGAAGUUCUGCCAUUGGUUACGCCCUAUGAAGCAUUUAAUUUGCUGUCAGAUAUAUGGCAGUAUAUGAGAGACAAUGUUCCGAGCCCUGCUCUAUUUUAUUCAAAAAACUCUUCUUCAACAAGAGUGUGGAGAAAUUUUGCUACUGAUAGUAAUGAAGGACAGAAAUAUUUCUGUGACAAAAAGUACACAAACAGGUUAAGGUUCAUCUUGUUUGCUAACAUAGAAAAAUUCGGAGCUGUUUACGCAAAAUUUUUCCCCGCAAAAAGUUAAAACUGUUUUCUUUCCUUUUUAAACUUCUAACAAAAUAUUUACCUACAAGCCCAGUUAAAUUUUUGUCUUGUUUUAUUGCUCAAAAUUUAUUGUUUCUUGCAUCUACAUGAAAACAUUAACUAAUAUGCUACUACUUUGUCGAUUCUUUUUCUGAAUAUGUGUACCAUGCCAGGUAUUCAAAAAAAGAAUAAGGUACAGUAAAACCCCUCCAAACUGACACCCUUCAAGUGUGGACACCCCUCUUAUGCGGUCAAUUUUUAAUUCCCCGAUUCCAAUGCAAAUAACAUUAUUAAACCCCUGUCCUGCGGACACCCCUCUAUUGCGGACAAAAAAAUUUGUCCCGUUAGUGUCGCAUUAGAGAGGUUUUACUGUAGUAACUGUGUUAUAAAGUACUAACAUGAAUUUUAAUUCCUGGAACAAAAAUGAAAAAUAAAUAAAUUUGUACAAAGUCAAUUAAUAAAAAAUAAUGAUUUUAAAGAUAUUUGCUGGUUUGAACA
Messenger RNA from Uloborus diversus, 3367 nucleotides. It is a transcript of the gene omd, whose product is annotated as integrator complex subunit 5-like. The transcript has 5 exons. Bases 87 to 2870 code for a protein of 927 amino acids. Gene Ontology annotation, biological process: snRNA 3'-end processing. NCBI's taxonomy places the organism in Eukaryota, Metazoa, Arthropoda, Arachnida, Araneae, Uloboridae. The record is from RefSeq and is a predicted model, not a curated record. Gene Ontology annotation, cellular component: integrator complex.